AGGUUGUGGGCCAUCACCUGUACCGCCAGCCAGGCGCGUUGGCGGCGAAGCGCCCCGAGGGGAGAUGGUUCAGCCCGACGCCGUACUUGAGGUCGCGUAUCGCAUUCUCGAUCUCGGCGUGGCGGCGAUGGUCGGCCUCCAGUUCGAGCAUCUCCCGUCCCGGUCGGUGAUGAAGCCGUGAUAGCUGUAGGAGCGAAGAGGGCCAGUUGGGAGCCGGGCGCGGGCUGCACCCGCCGGACGAUGAGCCGCACCGGCGCGG
Messenger RNA from Geodia barretti, 259 nucleotides. NCBI's taxonomy places the organism in Eukaryota, Metazoa, Porifera, Demospongiae, Tetractinellida, Geodiidae. The record is from the annotation of a GenBank genome assembly.